Paramecium sonneborni is the source of this 610-nucleotide messenger RNA. The record is from the annotation of a GenBank genome assembly. NCBI's taxonomy places the organism in Eukaryota, Ciliophora, Oligohymenophorea, Peniculida, Parameciidae.
UAUAAAUAUUAAUAAUGAUUACAGGCAAUCUGCUUAAGAAAGUUUAUCCAUUCAAAUUUGGAUUUUCCACUUCCUAUGCUGAAUUAAUAGCUUCAAGUAAGGCUAAUAGAGUGUAAGAUGUGGGUAGUUUGAAAGAAUUGUUAUCAUCAAUUUAUUAAACAAAACCCUAUUUACAUUGCAUCUUAUUUAACUAAGUUGGACAUCCAUAGUACAUAUUUUAUUAACAUAGCUAUUCAUAAGUUAAUGAAAUGUAUAAUUACGUUUCUAAUCAGUUCGUUGGAUUCAAAUUCUAUAGAAUUAAUGUUGAUAAUCUAGAUAAGACAGCUUAAUUUUUUGGAAUUAAAGUAAACAUAUCUAUUAAUCAUAUAGAAUCCUCCAACUUCAAUAAUAUAUGGCUUAGGCUCACCAUUAGCUAAACAUAUUGGUUUAGGAAUAGAAAAUUUAAAAAUUAAAUUAGAGACAGCUUAAAACCUAACCCAUAAUACUGAUUUCAUUCCAGGAACAGAAUAAUGGGAAGGUCCAUAAGACUUAUGGAAAGCUAAUUAUGAAGAUGAAUAAGAGCCAUUUGAUUAUUUUGCCCGUUGAUUCAUUAAAUCAUCCAUAAAACAAU